AUGCUCGGUACAACUAACAGCCCAGCUGACAACCACACGGGCCAUGCUGAUCAUCAUCAUCACGAUGGCGACAACGACCACGGAUUUAUCGCCGUCUUCUUUCUCCUGGCCGCACUCUUCAUCUGCUGCGGCAACGCGGCCACUCUGGUAGCCAUACUGCGCAAUCACAAACUGAGGACCAUACCCAACAUCUAUAUCGGCUCGCUGGCCGUGGCAGACUUCAUGGUUGGAGUGAUGCUUCUCGUCCAGGGAAUUUCAGAACUGCAGAUCGUUCAGAAGAUUCUAGAUCACCAGGAACAGUUUUGCCUGGCUCGCAUGAGCAUGCUGUUUGUCUGCUUGGCUGCGUCAAUGCUCAGUUACCUGCUCGUAGCUUGUGAUAGGUAUGUGUAUAUAAUGCAGUCGUUGAAAUACGUGAACAUCGUCACAAAGCAGAGAUCUUUAAUGUUUAUUGUUGUAGCCUGGAUGCUGGCCUGUGUGUACGGUACUGUGCCAGCCUAUACAAGUCACUUCACUCCGAAAGAAGGCUGCUCACCCACUCAUGUAUUCUCAGAUACCUACAUGAUUAUUGUCCACCCCACAUUCUUCCUGACUCUCAGUGCUGGCACGUGCUGGCUGUACUUCAGGAUAGUCGCUGUAGCAAUACAGCAACAGAAGAGGAUUCGAGAGCAGGAGUUUGGGGUCAACCAGGAUCUGGGUGGGGUCAGGCUCAGCCAGAGAACGUGGAAAGUGGUCAAGAUUUUAAUGCUGGUCUUUGGGUUGUUCUUUCUAUGUUGGUUGCCGUUGUUAGUUCUUGCCUUCGUGGAGUACACAGUUCACGUGGAUCAUCUGGCCCUGGACAUCGCUAGUCUGAUAGCUGUGAUGAACUCUGGGGUCAACUUCCUGGUCCUUGCCGCCAUGAAGAAGGACUUCAGGGCAGAGUUCAGGGGCAUGAUGUGUACGUGUUGUGGUGAGGUGUGUUGUUGUUGUGGGAGUGUUAAAGUACAUCCUGCUGGGGUUUCAACUGUUGGCACCUCGCAGUGGGGGUCGUCUGCUGAAUGA
Candidula unifasciata is the source of this 1038-nucleotide messenger RNA. The record is from the annotation of a GenBank genome assembly. Lineage: Eukaryota; Metazoa; Mollusca; Gastropoda; Stylommatophora; Geomitridae.